GUACAUGUGAGAUCUUGAAGACCGGUGUAAACUUCUUGAGGCCGUCAUGCGUGUGCCAGUACUACUCCUGCUGGGAAUGGUGUCCGGGCUCUGUAGCAGUGAUCAGUCAUGUCCUGAAGUGAAAGUUUUAGGGAUUGGGGACACAGACAAAUUGUCGAUUCUUCGAGGCUGCCCUGGUCCUCCUGGCCUUCAGGGUCAAAAAGGAGAUGUUGGGGCACCUGGAGAAAAAGGGCAAACAGGAUCUGCGGGGGGACCAGGAACAGUUGGACCUCCAGGAGAAAAAGGAGAGAAAGGAGAUAGAGGAGCGUCUGAGCCAGUCUAUGCUGCCAGAAACUGCAAAGAAAUACGAUAUCAGGGGGCAGUCCUCAGUGACUGGUACACCAUAUACCCAGAUGGCAGCCGGCCCCUGAAGGUCCUGUGUGAUAUGGACACAGAUGAAGGAGGAUGGAUUGUCAUACAGAGACGUUGGGAUGGGUCAGUAGACUUCUUCCGCACUUGGGAUGCUUAUAAGAAAGGCUUUGGAAGUCGGCUAAGUGAAUUUUGGCUGGGAAAUGAAAAUAUUCAUCAAAUAACUUCAACAGGAACAUGGGAAUUACGUAUUGAUCUACAAGAUUUUGAAGGUAAAAUGGUGUUCGCCAAGUAUGCAAGCUUCAAAGUAUUGGAUGAAGCUGAGAAAUACAAAUUAAUAAUUGGAGCCUAUCAGGAAGGAACUGCAGGAGAUUCUAUGGGAGAUCUUAACAACUAUAAAUUUAGUACUAAAGAUGAAGACAACGACAUUCAUGAGGGCAGUUGUUCCUCGAUGUUUAAAGGCGGCUGGUGGUAUAACAAUUGUCACAAUGCAAACCUUAAUGGACUCUACCACCUAGGAGUGCACACAUCUAAUGCAGAUGGCAUCAACUGGCUUACUGCCAGAGGGUACAAAUACUCGUACAAGCAUGCAGAAAUGAAGAUUAGGCCUGUUCCUGUUGGCAAAUAUUUAAUAAGGACAUGGCUGGGAAAGUACAGCUUUCUUAGAACAUGCAGUCCCCUAUGGGGGGAGGGGCAUGACAUAUAUAUAUAUAUAAAAGAAAAGGUUUGUGGCUCCAAACUUAUUCCAAAGUACUUGUUGCUUCUGGAAGACUGGUGUCAACUUCUGGAGGCCGUCAUGCAUGUGCCAGUACUACUACUGCUGGGAAUGGUGUCCGGGCUUUGUAGCAGUGAUCAGUCAUGUCCGGAAGUGAAAGUUUUAGGUAUUGGGGACGCUGACAAAUUGUCAAUUCUUCGAGGCUGCCCUGGUCAUCCUGGCCUUCCGGGUCAAAAAGGAGAAGUUGGGGCACUGGGAGAAACAGGACAAACAGGAUCUGUGGGAGGACCAGGAAAGGUUGGACCUCCAGGUGAAAAAGGAGAAAAAGGAGAAAGAGGGGUGACUGAGCCAGUCUAUGCCGCCAGGAACUGCAAAGAAAUACAAUAUCAGGGAGCAGUCCUCAGUGACUGGUACACCAUAUACCCAGAUGGCAGCCGGCCCCUGAAAGUCCUGUGUGAUAUGGACACAGAUGAUGGAGGAUGGAUUGUAAUACAGAGACGUUGGGAUGGGUCAGUAGACUUCUUCCGCACUUGGGAUGCUUAUAAGAAAGGCUUUGGCAGUCGGCUAAGUGAAUUUUGGCUGGGGAAUGACAAUAUUCAUCAAAUAACUUCAACAGGAACAUGGGAAUUCCGUGUUGAUCUACAAGAUUUUGAAGGUAAAAUGGUGUUCGCCAAGUAUGCAAGCUUCAAAGUAUUGGAUGAAUCUGAGAAAUACAAAUUAUUAAUCGGAGCCUAUCAGGAAGGAACUGCAGGAGAUUCUAUGGGAGGUCUAAACGACAUGAAGUUUAGCACUAAAGAUGAAGACAACGACAUUUAUGAGGGCAGUUGUUCCAAAAUGUAUAAAGGCGGCUGGUGGUAUAGCAAGUGUCACAGUGCCAACCUUAAUGGACUCUACCACCUAGGAGAACACACAUCUAAUGCAGAUGGCAUCAACUGGUAUGCUGCCAGAGGGCAUAAAUACUCCUACAAGCAUGCAGAAAUGAAGAUUAGGCCUGUUUAGAUGGAGGAACAGUCCCAGCAAUUUAUGGAUUUUCAAAUAUUUGUUCAAAAUUUAUUGUAUUGAUUUUUGUAAAAGUAUUUAUGGGUGCCAAAGCUCAGUGUGGGUGCCCCUGACUGCACAGGCCUGGUGGGUGAAGGGUUCAGUGUGGCUUGAAUAGGCUGAGUGUAUUGGCUGCUAGGCUUUCCUUCACCUGGGAAACUAUUACAUUUUCUGCUCUAGACCAGUAUCUAAAUACCCUGACCAAUGUGCGGUGGCCCAGAACCCAGAGCACAUGUCACACCAGCUUCCCCUCCCCAUAGUUAGUCCUUGUAAAUAGCAACCUAUAGAUCUGGUUCUAGGUAGGACUAGGAAAGUGUAGACAUCCUGGGACCAAGUGCAAAAGCAAUGACUGGACCUCCAAAUACCAUAACUAACGAUGAGUCAACAUGACGGCAUUUCUAAUGCCAAUAUCCUAUAUAUAAAAUGUAUGUAAAUCAAUAAAUCUAUGACAUUCCUUUA
Bufo gargarizans (Asiatic toad) is the source of this 2560-nucleotide messenger RNA. RefSeq lists its product as uncharacterized. Lineage: Eukaryota; Metazoa; Chordata; Amphibia; Anura; Bufonidae. The record is from RefSeq and is a predicted model, not a curated record. The transcript is spliced from 16 exons. The coding region runs from base 47 to 2062 and encodes 671 amino acids.